CGACACGGCCACCGACAUUCGCCGUCGCACUCGCACCAGUGGCACGUAUAAAUAACCUAAAACGUCUGAUCGUGAAGCAGCCAAUAAAACAAAAUAUUAUUCUCACGUUUAUAUCUAUAGUGACAUUAACAGUAUAUGACAGUGUAGACGUGAUAUAACAGGAAGUGCUGGAUUACAAACGAAGUGAUUCUUCCCUGUGAUUUUGUCAAUAGAAAGUCUAUAAAGACAAAUGUUCGUUUUGGUGGGCUGUCGACGGGCAGCCCCCAAAUAUUGUGCCAAUAUGUGGUGGUUCUUAUUUUUAUGUGUGUUAUACACUAAAACAAUAACUGUGGUCGGUUCAAACACCACUGGAGCUGCACCUGGGAAUGUUUGCUCACUGAAGCAGUUCCAGUGCGCGAACGGGAAGUGCAUACCGAUAACUUGGGUAUGCGAAGGAGAAAACGACUGUGGCGACAACUCGGAUGAAAAUAUCGAGGAAUGUAAAGAGACCCGUACCUGCACAUCAUCUGAAUUCCGAUGCAAAACUGGAAGGUGCGUGCCGUUGUCUUGGCGUUGUGACAACGAAAAAGAUUGCUCCGACGGUUCUGACGAGGAACCCGGCACAUGCAAAGUGGAGGCGUGCGGUCCAGAAGAGUUCACGUGCAGAGGGAAACGAGGGGAAUGCGUACCUCUUACGUGGAUGUGUGACGACAAUGUUGACUGUUCCGAUGGGUCCGACGAAAAAGCAUGCAAUGAAACGUGUCGAUCUGACGAGUUCACGUGUGGAAAUGGAAAGUGUAUACAGCAUCGUUGGGUCUGUGACGGUGAUGACGACUGCGGGGAUGGUUCGGAUGAAGUAAAAUGUCCAGCGCCGACGUGUCAGCCUCAUAGUCACUUCUCCUGCGCUGACGGACAUUGUGUGACUGCGAGGUGGAGAUGCGAUGGAGAUAUAGACUGUCCCGAUGGCAGCGAUGAAAUGGGUUGCGCCUCAACACCCAAAACGACGUCUCCGUGUAUAGCUACAGAAUUCGAAUGUCGUGACCGGAUGACUUGCGUUCAUAGAGCUUGGGUCUGUGAUGGAGACCGCGACUGCCCGGACGGUGGUGACGAGGCUCCUGAACUGUGCCGAGGGAACGUCACCUGCAGACUCGAUCAGUUUCAAUGUAAAGACCACAGCUGUAUUCCCGGAGCAUUGUACUGUAAUGGCGAUAAAGAUUGUCCCGAUGGCAGCGAUGAGCUCAAUUGUACCCGGUCCAAACCAAUUUGCGACAAGCGUACGGAAUUCGACUGCGGUGGUGGCAUGUGCAUACCAUUGUCGAAAGUGUGCGACAAACAUACGGACUGUCCGAACUUCGAGGAUGAACCGACAAACCGAUGCGGAGAAAACGAAUGCGCCAAGAACAACGGCGGGUGCACUCAGCGUUGCGUCGAUACUCCCGUCGGAUACUACUGUGAUUGCGAAAAAGGAUUUAAACUCACCGACAACAGGACUUGUGAAGAUAUCGACGAAUGUCUAGACCCGGGAGCAUGUUCGCAAAUAUGCAUAAACGAAAAGGGUACAUUUAAAUGCGAGUGUCAUGCUGGUUAUGCAAGAGAUCCCCGCGAUAGAACUCGCUGCAAGGCAACCGAAGGCCACCCCUCACUUUUAUUCGCAAGACGUUUCGACAUCAGGAAAAUAAGCCUCGAUCACCACGAAAUGGUGGCCAUCGUGAACGAUACAAAGUCAGCUACAGCCCUCGACUAUGUUUUCAGAACUGGGAUGAUAUUUUGGAGUGAUGUUACAGAUGAAAAGAUUUAUAAAGCACCGAUAGACGAGGGUAGUCAGAGAACAGUGGUUAUAGGAGAACAGCUUAUCACAUCAGAUGGACUAGCUGUGGACUGGAUCUACAACCAUUUGUACUGGACAGACACGGGCAAGAAUCAUAUAGAACUCUCUGACUUACAAGGAAAUAUGAGAAAGAUCCUUAUCAGAGACAAACUUGAGGAACCGAGAGCAAUAGCACUUAACCCUCUUGAUGGGUGGAUGUACUGGACUGAUUGGGGUCAGACGCCGAAGAUUGAACGCGCUGGUAUGGACGGCUCACACAGACAAACUAUAGUUGCAUUUGACGUAAAAUGGCCUAAUGGUCUAACUUUGGACCUUGUACGCAAACGAGUUUAUUGGGUGGAUGCAAAGCUGAACACGAUAUCGUCCUGCAACUAUGAUGGGACAGCGCGUCGCGUGAUCCUGUACUCCACAGAUGUUCUUCGGCAUCCGUUCUCCAUCACCACAUUCGAGGACUGGGUGUAUUGGACCGACUGGGACAAGACGGCCGUGUACCGCGCAAACAAGUUUAACGGCAAGGACAUUGAAGCCAUCACGUCUACUCAUACGUUGCAAAAUCCGAUGGUGAUCCACGUGUACCACCCGUACCGCCAGCCCGACGGGGUGAACCACUGCGCGGCCGUCAACGGGCACUGCUCGCACCUGUGCCUGCCCGCGCCCCGGAUCGGCCCCAACUCGCCAAAAGUCUCCUGCGCCUGCCCCAAUGGUCUACGUCUACUGCCUGACAACCAGAUGUGCGUCGAAGAUAAUACACUAAAUCCCGAGCCGGAGGUGCAUAAAUCUGCUAAUGGUUCAAAGAAAUCUUUAGUAAUUCAGGAUAAACCUAAGCCCAGUUUGCCUGAACCACCGAAAGCCGGUCCUGGAAUCACAACCAGUGGCCGUGACGCAGGCGUAGUAGCGGCGGUCGUUGUUUCAGUAAUCACAGGAAUUAUAAUACUCGCUGCUUUGAUCGCGGUUGUAAUGUACCGGCAUUACGUGCAUCGCAACAUUACAUCUAUGAACUUCGACAACCCCGUGUAUCGCAAGACUACGGAGAACCAGUUCUCGUUGGAGCAGAAUGGUUACGCACCUGGCAGCAAAUUAUACCCCAGCACUGUGGGCGAAGAGGCUAACGAACCUCUCAACACACCCGGCACAAAUGAGUUUGUAUAGUGCAAAAGCGGGAAGUAAAUACAUUAGUAUGUUUUUAAAUGUGAAAAGAAAAAGAAGGACAUGUGAUACUUUGAAAAAAAUAGUGUAAACCAGUGAGUGGAGACAUGGCUAACAUUUUAGCUUUAGUGCAGUGAAAAUUGUGGAACAUCGGGACGAAGUUCCCUUUGCUAUCAAGUAUAUCAUUGAUAUGGAUCUCAAAAUCGCUACUAUACCAGUCAAUAGUACAACUUAAUUUUCAGCCGUUUUGUGAAUUAAAAAAAAAUCUUGCUUUGUAUAACUCGUAUCACAAUGUAUUAGAUAUUAGAGGAUCGUAUACCUAAUCACCGAGACGGGCUGAGCGAGUGUCGCUACAACCAAUGAGAUUACAUAUUAAUCUGUGAUGGACAUAUCACACGCUCUCGAUAACGUAUGGCUUGAUAAAUAUUUUAUAAAAUACUAUAUUCAAUAAUAUAUUCGCAUUUAAUAUUGUCAAUUUAAUGUGUAAUUUUAUUGGCUACAUCGAAGCAAAUACUCGGUGCAAUGAAAUUAUUUAUAGAAGCUUAUUUUUGUUUUAACGCUAAAUAAUCGUUUUAGCCUUUUCUUUUAAUAUUUAUGAAUUAUCAUGUUUAAUCGAAUUGAAGCUCAUAUCUUGAAGUGGGAUCUACUUAUUUAGAAAAUUUACAUACAUUUCUAAAAGCGAGAUAUACCUACAUAAAUUAGAAAAAGUUACUUAUUCAAUGAUUUUUUUUAUAUUUUUUAUAUAGAUGAUAGAAUUAUUAAUUUAUUGGUAUUAUGAGUGUUUUAUGAAAUGUCUAAUGUGUAUUGCAUUAGUUGAUAUAGGCUAUUUACUAAAUCACUGUUUUAUGUGCCAAUUCAUAGGUAAAUCAAUUAUUGCCAAAUAAAUGUACUAAUAUUAUAAUCAUUUAAUUAAUAUCUCAUUGUAAUAUAAUGAAAAUUUCAUAGUUUAUCGAUAUUUAUAUUGUUAUAAAUAAAAUCAGCUGUUUCAAUAUUACGUUAUAUAUUUUAUAUAAGGUUGUGUUAUACGUAUUCCUUUAUCGGUAGUUCGUUAGGCCUGUUUUCGGAGUAUGAAUUUCAUACAUAAUCCUGCCAAAUCCUCUAAAUUAAACCUUAAUUUUUAAUAAAUAUAUUUGUAACGUAAUACGAUUACAUAACUUGAUGCACAUUUCAUAUGAUACACCUAGCUCAAUAAGUGUCGUCACCUAAAAUUAUUGUGUAAAUAUCGUCAAUAAAAUAUUAUGUAAAAUGUGUUAA
Melitaea cinxia (Glanville fritillary) is the source of this 4207-nucleotide messenger RNA. RefSeq names its product very low-density lipoprotein receptor (gene LpR1). NCBI's taxonomy places the organism in Eukaryota, Metazoa, Arthropoda, Insecta, Lepidoptera, Nymphalidae. The record is from RefSeq and is a predicted model, not a curated record. Gene Ontology annotation, molecular function: protein binding; calcium ion binding. The transcript has 16 exons. Bases 230 to 2956 code for a protein of 908 amino acids.